This is a messenger RNA of Soboliphyme baturini, 732 nucleotides long. The record is from the annotation of a GenBank genome assembly. NCBI's taxonomy places the organism in Eukaryota, Metazoa, Nematoda, Enoplea, Dioctophymatida, Soboliphymatidae.
AUGGGCAACUGGACAGUGACGCGGGGCAUGAAGCUGUAUUAUAACUAUUCGCUGCUAAAAGAUUUUACCCAUAUCAGACACUAUCGAGUUGCCACGGUCAUAGAAGCAGACAUAGCACUGGCUCCACUUUCGGUAACGGCUGAGCGAGAGAGCUUCAUCGACUUCACAUUCCCCUACUACGACCUGGUCGGCAUAACGAUCCUGAUGAAGAAGCCGGAAAGCAACGACUCUCUGUUCAAGUUCAUGACCGUACUCGAACUUCCUGUAUGGGGAUGCAUCGUUGGCGCGUACUUCUUCACCAGUUUCCUCCUGUGGGUGUUCGAUCGCUUCAGUCCGUACAGUUAUCGCAACAACAAGGAGAAGUACAAAGAUGAUUCAGAGAAGCGUGAGUUCACCUUCAAGGAGUGUCUGUGGUUUUGCAUGAACUCGCUCACGCCUCAAGGCGGUGGCGAAGCUCCGAAGAACAUCAGUGGACGAAUCGUGGCCGCAACGUGGUGGCUGUUCGGUUUCAUCAUCAUCGCUUCGUACACGGCCAACCUCGCCGCCUUCCUGACCGUUUCCCGUCUCGAGACGCCGAUCUCGUCGAUCGACGAGUUGGCAAAGCAGUACAAGAUCAAGUACGCGCCUUCGAAGGGCUCCGCCGCAGAGAGCUACUUCCGAAGAAUGGCCGAAAUCGAAAACAAGCUUUUCGAGUACGUGCUGUUUGCAGGUGAUUCACCUAGUUUAGCAUAA